Pogona vitticeps (central bearded dragon) is the source of this 5218-nucleotide messenger RNA. RefSeq names its product ceramide transporter 1 (gene CERT1). Gene Ontology annotation, biological process: ER to Golgi ceramide transport. The record is from RefSeq and is a predicted model, not a curated record. Lineage: Eukaryota; Metazoa; Chordata; Lepidosauria; Squamata; Agamidae. Gene Ontology annotation, molecular function: lipid binding.
GCGGCACUAGAGGGUUCUCAGAGGACUACAAUUCCCAGUGUGCCACUGCCGCACGCUCCCCCGUUAAGACCGUAUCGGAGAGGAGCGUGAAAAAGGCUUGGCAAAUAGUGGUCGAGGAUGAGUUGCUUGAGUAAAAUGGCGGCGGUAACAUUCGCGUUGCUUUGAGGAGGAGAAGGAGGGGACUAACAGUGUGGCUGCCUCAGAUGGUGAGACCUCCAAGCGUGCGCUGAGAGGGCUGAGGGAAAUUCGGAGGCUGCGGUCCCGGCGGUGGCCAGAAGGGGACAGGCAGACGGUUGGCGAAGGUGGCUCGGGCUGGGGUGGCGGUGGCGGUAGCAGCGGUAGUAACAGCGCCCGGAGGGGAAGUGUCAGUCAGGUACCGCGAGCUCCCGGGGUUUUGUUCUUCGUUGGAGAGUGACCGAGGGACGCGACUCCAUGUCGGACAACCAAAGCUGGAAUUCCUCUGGCUCCGAGGAGGAUCCCGAGACCGAAUCCGGGCCGCCUGUUGAGCUCUGCGGAGUGCUGAGCAAGUGGACCAACUAUAUCCAUGGGUGGCAGGACCGCUGGGUGGUCUUGAAAAACAACACUCUAAGUUAAUACAAGUCUGAAGAUGAGACAGAAUAUGGCUGCAGGGGCUCAAUCUGCUUGAGUAAGGCUGUCAUUACACCCCAUGACUUUGAUGAAUGCAGGUUUGAUAUUAGCGUAAAUGACAGUGUGUGGUACCUACGAGCUCAGGAUCCAGAUCACAGACAACAAUGGGUAGAUGCAAUUGAACAGCACAAGACUGAAUCUGGCUAUGGAUCAGAAUCAAGCUUGCGACGCCAUGGCUCUAUGGUCUCCCUUGUAUCUGGAGCAAGUGGGUAUUCUGCAACAUCAACCUCCUCAUUCAAGAAGGGUCACAGUUUGCGUGAGAAGCUUGCAGAAAUGGAAACUUUCAGGGAUAUAUUGUGUAGGCAGGUCGAUACUUUACAGAAAUAUUUUGAUGCCUGUGCUGAUGCUGUCUCCAAGGAUGAAUUUCAGAGAGAUAAAGUGGUAGAAGAUGAUGAAGAUGAUUUUCCUACAACACGUUCUGAUGGAGAUUUUCUACAUAAUAGUAAUGGUAGUAAAGAAAAAUUGUUUCCACAUGUAACACCCAAAGGAAUAAAUGGCAUAGAUUUUAAAGGAGAAGCUAUAACUUUCAAGGCAACAACAGCUGGAAUCCUUGCUACACUUUCUCAUUGCAUUGAGCUAAUGGUGAAACGUGAAGAGAGCUGGCAGAAAAGAUUGGAUAAGGAAGUUGAAAAAAGAAGGAGAAUAGAAGAAGCAUACAAAAAUGCUAUGACAGAGCUUAAGAAAAAGUCUCAUUUUGGAGGGCCAGAUUAUGAGGAAGGUCCAAACAGUCUAAUUAAUGAAGAAGAAUUCUUUGAUGCUGUUGAAGCUGCCCUUGAUCGACAAGAUAAAAUAGAAGAACAGACUCAGAGUGAAAAGGUCAGGUUACACUGGCCAUCAUCAAUGCCACCCGGGGAUGCAUUUUCUGGUAUGGGGACCCACAGAUUUGUCCAAAAGCCCUAUAGUCGCUCUUCCUCCAUGUCUUCCAUUGAUCUAGUCAGUGCCUCUGAUGAUGUUCACAGAUUCAGCUCCCAGGUGGAAGAGAUGGUGCAGAAUCACAUGACGUAUUCAUUACAGGAUGUAGGAGGUGAUGCUAAUUGGCAACUAGUGGUUGAAGAAGGUGAAAUGAAGGUAUACAGGAGGGAGGUGGAAGAAAAUGGCAUUGUUCUGGAUCCUCUGAAGGCCACACAUGCAGUCAAAGGAGUUACAGGGCAUGAAGUCUGCCACUAUUUUUGGAAUGUUGAUGUUCGUAAUGACUGGGAAACAACCAUUGAAAAUUUCCAUGUAGUAGAAACUUUAUCUGAUAAUGCACUCAUAAUCUACCAGACACAUAAGAGAGUAUGGCCUGCUUCUCAACGUGAUGUGCUAUAUUUGUCUGCUAUUAGAAAAAUACCGGCUUUCAAUGAAAAUGACACCGAGACAUGGAUUGUGUGCAACUUCUCUGUAGAGCAUGACAGUGCUCCUUUAAACAAUCGGUGUGUUCGUGCCAAAAUAAAUAUUGCUAUGAUAUGUCAGACGUUGGUAAGUCCACCAGAAGGAAACAAGAAAAUAAGUAGAGACAACAUCCUAUGCAAGAUUACAUAUGUAGCAAACGUGAACCCUGGAGGUUGGGCACCGGCUUCUGUAUUACGAGCUGUAGCAAAACGAGAAUAUCCCAAAUUCUUAAAGAGGUUCACAUCAUAUGUGCAAGAGAAAACAGCAGGAAAGCCUAUUCUGUUCUAGUGUUGACAGCAAUUGGAACAAGGCUGUGUGAACAUUCCAUGUUGGAGAGAUGAACCAAAAUGAAUGCUCCAAACUGGAACGUAGGAUCUACAGUCUUCUGGCCCAAGUCCUGGAUUCUCUACUCAAUUGAAGAAAUACUGCAAUGCCAUAAAGCUGAAUUUUCACUGUCUUCUGCUAGCUCACUUUGCUGAAUUGGUGUGUAAUUAUAAAAAUACAUGUGUUGAUACAUGUAUAUGGCUCUACUUUAUUUGCUUGCUUUAGAGGAGAAAAAUACAACUUUGGGUCACCACCUUGGUUUAUUGCUUUAACUUUUGAAUAAAUUUAAAAGCUUUUGUUUACUGUUGAACUUCAUAUGCCACUCGCACAGCUCUAGUUUUUGUGUAUGUCUAAAAAAGCACAAAAGACAAAUGCACAUAUAGCGUACUGUAUGUGCUUUAUAUACACAAAAACCUGUGUGUUGUAACUUUUUUCCCCUUUUGGGUUUUCAGUAAACUCUGUGUGUCCUUCUGGAGGGGAUUUGUGUUUGCUUUGUAUAAUCACAGUUCAUUGCUGCUGGUUUCUAUGAUGAAUCAUCUUAUGUAAAACUUCCCUUAAUACAUGAGGGCUGUCAAGGUCCUUAUGACUUUGCCUUUUCUAUGGUCCUACUCCUAUGAAGACCUCCUGCGUUCUGAUGGAGUAGGUAUGAAAAGCUUUAUCUUUUCCCCAGAUAUCUUUAUAUUUCUAUUGUAUUUUUUAGUUGUGUGAUAUGUGCUACAGAAACUUGGUUAUGGAACAUGAUCCAGAAAUUUCUGUACAAAGGGCAUAGCUGCCAGAAAAUGCUACUGCAGUGUCUAACCAGGAUAGUGGAUGAGGGCAUUUUCUUGCAAUUAGAUUUACUGAAACGGGGAGAAAUUACAUUAUGGUAAGAAGGCAACAUUCCCAGUCUUGGAGAAAGAGCAAAUAUGCUAGUAUCCAGUGCUGCAUGUUUGUUUUUUCUGUUUUAUUAAAGCUGUGCUAUGAAGUUCAUGUACAAAACCUUUCAUAUGUAACAUUUCCCCCAUGAUCUGCACUGUAAGAUAUAAAAAUCCACAAAACAAUGCAAAGUUCCCCUUAGUUGCUGUGAGAACUAACCUUUCAAGGAUCUGCCUGCCUGUUUUUACGAUAAUACCAAGAAAAAACAUGAGGAAUGGAACUGUGGAAAAGGCUGGAGGUCCUGUGGAGGAAUUCCCUGACAAAAUGGAGAUUAUUUAGAUGACUUUUUUUAGCUGUUAGAUCAGUUUGUGUAUAUAGAGAGACAAGAUUUGGAUAUAUUUUUGGAAAGAAAGCAGAAAGACUUAUUUCAUAUAGAGUAGCUGAUGUCUGAAAAUGAAGACAGUACUUUUUAAUGAUACAGCUGAUGAAAAUCUUUGAGGUUGGAAGCAAAUUAUUUCAGGUAUGGCUGGUGUGUCCUUGGUAUGCUGUAGACACACUAAAGAUAUAUGCACAUACAUUCAGAUUUCAUGCUUUUUAGUCUCCUUUAUUUGCCUUUCUCUAAAUAACGUGCAUGGAAUAUGCCUUAUUACAGAGUAACUCUGAUCAUGAUUUGAAAAUGUAGAAAAGUGCCUAUGGGGUAAUGUGAGUAAGGCAGAUAAGAUGAGAAAUUAGAUCUGUUUACUAUGUCAGCAGUAAGCAUUUUAUAUACACUUUCGUAUACCUCAAAUUUGUUUAAUCUUUUUACAAUCAACUGGAAGAAAAUUAUUUGUUCACCAUAGCCACUGAUGGGAACUUCAACAGUGAAAUAAUGCUUAGAUCCCCGGACAUAAAUUUAACAAUUUGCCAUUUCUGGUAACGUUCUUGGACCAUAUGCAAGUAACCUUAAUUUAAUUGGAUAGCUUUAUUUUGCAAAAAAGAGAGGAAAGUUUACAAAGCAGUAUAUAACUCUUAAUAUCAUUAGUUGCAUUUGCACUAAAUGUGAUGUAUUUUGCAAUUCUGUAAAUAAAAAUUACACUAAAGAUACUAUUUGUAAAGGGUACAUUUUACUUUUAGACAAGUGGUGUCACUUCAUUGGAGCUAGCCCUGCCCAAUUGAUCAUGCGAGACUUCUUGGGAUUUAUAACAAGAGUUAAAUGCAACAUAAAAGCAUUUCUUAAUAAGUGAACAGGCUUGGUCAGUAAAUGCCAAGUGUUGCACCCUUUCUUCCAGAAUAGGAUAUAUUUUUUUUCUUCCCCACCUUUUGAUUGGCUCUUUUAAAUUAAUCAUUUCAUCCUCUGAUGUCCUUUCUGCCAAUUGGCAAAUACUCCUGUCACUAUUAAUUUAGUUUUGUAUGAACUGAUCUAUACAUUUACUCUUUGAAUACAGAGCCUUCUUCAUAGGAGGCUUUAUGUUCUAAGCAUCUGUUGCCUUGAAAGCCUGAAUCUGCCACUCCUCAAAAAUAAUUCUAUCAAAUGCUGGACUUCACUCCUUUUUAUUUAGUUGCGGUUGGAGGUGGGGAGAGAGUCAGGAAACAAGGGCUGUUCAUUUCUACCAGAUUUUAAAAUCAUGUUUGUUUUUUAAUUAUUUUUUGCAGUCUGACUAAAUCUUAUACAGUAUAUAUUUUGGGGUUAAUGCUCUUUCACCUUGAAAGAAGUUACUCCUAAUUUUAUUGGGCUGAGCUGGUUCAUAAGAAGUUGUACUGGUUCUCCUUAAUCAAAUUGUCAAGUCAAACUUUCACUGAUCUUUCACCACCUGUUGUAUAGAUGACGCUGUAUUUGAGUUGCCACUGUUCAUCUACAUACUCAAACAUGAAUCAGUUUUUAGAGUAUCUUGAGUGUGUAGAGUGUGACUGUUCUAUGAUAGCUUUAUGAUCCUGUUAACUUUAAAGAAAAACUAAAUGGAGAUGGCUCUUCCAUGUUACAAUCACAAAUUUAAAAACCAGUAUUUAAAAAUGAAAAGUAUUAAAAGAUAUUAUAAACCAA